UGAAAAAGGGCACGGGCUCCUCUAUCUCAUAGAGAACUUGGGAGUCCCUCCCUUCAGCUGCACCCAUGGUUACCUCCUCCAGAACAAGCGAUUCUUCUUCGAGCCGAUCCAAGCAGGAGAAAGAAUACGUUGCCAGCAUCUCAUGGAAGCUUUCCCAUCUUAAGAAGCAAGUUCAAGCUUCGCGAUUAAUUGCAGUUCGAGAAAAGAUACUGAAGAAUAGGAAGAAUCUGGAGGUAUACACUUCCCAUCUCUUCGAAUUGGAAGGAGAAGCAAGAGAUGCCGGUGCCCUUGGAGUCCGAGAAUUCGUGGUUCGCCUCAACAAGCUUCCCUUUGUAGAGAAGAUACCGCCCUAUACUACUUGGAUUUUCCUGACUAGGAACCAAAGAAUGGCAGAGGAUCAGAGUGUUCUUGGAAGGAGGCAGAUAUAUUAUGAUCCCUAUGGGAACGAGACACUCAUAUGUAGUGAUAGCGAAGAAGAGAUUGUGGAACCAGAUGAUGAGAAACAUGACUUCUCUGAAGGGGAAGACCACAUUCUUUGGAAGGCAAUUGAGGAAUUUGGUUUAAAUCAAGAAGUCAUGCACAUCCUUUGUCACUCCAUUGAAGCCUUCCCUGAGGAAAUCCAGGAAAGAUACAAGGCUCUCUUAGAAAAGUACAAUAAAAAUAAUGAGAGGAAGGCUGAUGUUUCAAGUGAGUUCGAGCCUAAAUCACUUCUUGAUAAGACUCUUAACGCUGCUUUGGAUUCCUUUGAUAAUCUAUUCUGUCGACGAUGUUUGAUAUUUGACUGCCGUCUCCAUGGUUGUUCUCAAAAUCUUAUCACUGCAAGUGAAAAACAGCCAUAUGGAUCUGAUCCGGAAGAAAGUGGGAAACCCUGCAGUAAACAUUGCUAUCUCAGAAAAGGAGAAAAGGAGGAAGUUCCAUUUCCUAUUGAAAAGGACUCGAAGCAAAUUAAGAAAAUGGAAUCUGCUUCACCCUCUGAAUCCGAAGAUUCAAAUCCGGAUGAUGAUAUCACAAAUAUAACACCAUCUACUGGGCUAUGCUCUGAUGUCAAUAGAUUGGCCAUUGUUUCUUCAGAGUCAGUUGUUAAUGUAGGUAAGCGAAAGAACUUGAAACAGGAGAAUAUGGCAUUGGAAAAACCUCAAACUUCUGGAAAACAUGAUGGUCCUGUUGAUAAAAAGCAGAAAAAGAUAUCAGAAUCAGAUUUUUCUCCACCGAGUAGAGAGAUAGAUAUGUUACAUACAAAUAUCACCUCACGUACUGAUACCAAAUGCCAAGGCGGGGCUGCAAAUUAUGAGCUGCUUCAACACGAAUCUAAUGAAUAUCUAUCUCUAACUAAAGAUGAUCAUGGUAAUGAAUAUGGUACCAACAUUAAGGACUCAGAAGUAAAUAGGAAGACUGAAGUUUCCCUUUCAAAGAGCUUUUCCAGUUUCAGCAGGGAGCAGACCUGUGGUUGGAGUGUAAUUGAGAAAGAUCUUUAUCUAAAGGGCAUAGAAAUAUUUGGGAAGAACAGUUGCCUUAUCGCAAGAAACCUACUUUCGGGACUAAAGACAUGCAUUGAGGUGUCAAAAUACAUGUUCAAUGAUGGGGCAUCAUUGCAGACCAGACCUUUAUCAAGUAGUUCGUGCAUGGAAGAUAGUGGAAGAUGUGAUCAUGCUGUAACAGAGCAUGAUAUGCCAGCUAGGACAAAGAUCUGGCGUAAGAGGGGCAGAGCUAGGAAGCUGAAAUAUACAUGGAAAACUACUGGCCAUCCAUCAAUUCGGAAAAGAAUAGGUGAUGGGAAGCAGCAACCAUGUAAACAAUUUACACCCUGUGGUUGCCAGCAAAUGUGUGGGAAGCAAUGCUCUUGUAUGGAAAAUGGAACCUGCUGUGAAAAGUACUGCGGGUGUUCUAAGAGCUGCAAAAAUCGCUUUAGAGGAUGCCACUGUGCGAAGAGCCAAUGUAGAAGCCGACAGUGUCCUUGUUUUGCUGCUGGUCGUGAAUGUGAUCCUGAUGUCUGCCGAAAUUGUUGGGUCAGCUGUGGAGAUGGUUCGCUUGAUGAACCACAAUCUGCGGGUGAUGGUUAUCAGUGCGGAAACAUGAAGCUCCUCUUAAAGCAGCAACAGAGAAUUUUAUUAUCGAGAUCUGAUGUUGCUGGAUGGGGUGCUUUUAUAAGGAACCCUGUUAACAAAAAUGAUUAUCUUGGAGAAUACACUGGCGAAUUGAUCUCCCACAAGGAAGCAGACAAACGUGGGAAGAUAUAUGAUAGAGCGAACUCAUCUUUUCUCUUUGAUUUAAAUGAUCAGUUUGUAUUGGAUGCUUAUCGUAAGGGUGACAAGUUGAAGUUCGCAAAUCAUUCAUCCAACCCAAAUUGCUAUGCCAAGGUAAUGCUGGUCGCUGGAGAUCACCGUGUUGGAAUUUAUGCUAAAGAGCAUAUUGAAGCCGGUGAGGAGCUUUUUUAUGAUUACCGUUAUGGACCUGAUCAGGCACCUGCAUGGGCGCGGAAGCCUGAGGGAUCAAAGAGAGAUGAUUCCUCUGUUUCCUUUUACCGCGCUAAGAAAAUCGCUUGAGUUGGAAAUUUCCAUAAUAUUGUGUUUAUAAAUAAGAGAGAGGGCGUGAGCAUUUUAUAAAGCAAAAUAAUGCAUAGAAUUGUAACAUAAUGAAGAGCAAUGCGUGUGAAAUAGUAAUAAAAGCUCUGCAUAAAAAAAUAAAUUGAACUCCACUUGAUUGAUUAUAAUACCCUUUUGGUUGGGAAGUGUGUGAUUGAGUUAAUUAAGUGGAUUUCAAUUUGAUUUUUGUAUGAUUGUAUCAA
Molecule: messenger RNA, 2785 nt
Organism: Phalaenopsis equestris
Lineage: Eukaryota; Viridiplantae; Streptophyta; Magnoliopsida; Asparagales; Orchidaceae
Product: histone-lysine N-methyltransferase EZ3-like
Biological process (GO): chromatin remodeling
Cellular component (GO): PcG protein complex
Molecular function (GO): histone methyltransferase activity; protein binding
Source: RefSeq, a predicted model, not a curated record